Molecule: messenger RNA, 2431 nt
Organism: Diuraphis noxia (Russian wheat aphid)
Lineage: Eukaryota; Metazoa; Arthropoda; Insecta; Hemiptera; Aphididae
Gene: Past1
Product: putative achaete scute target 1
Biological process (GO): endosomal transport; endocytosis
Cellular component (GO): plasma membrane; cytoplasm
Molecular function (GO): protein binding; GTP binding; calcium ion binding
Source: RefSeq, a predicted model, not a curated record
UUGUACCUAUAUAGUAGACAGUAUUCAACUAUUGGCGUGUUGCAGUAUUGCAGUGUUAACGUUAAGUCACUAAUAGUCAGUGUUGUUGUCGUGAUUACUAAUUAAUUGUUAUUAAAGUCAUUAAAGUUGUUAACGAUUUCUUUUUUUUAUCGUCGCCGUAGUAUUAUAUCAGCCAAAUUUCAAUCUGACAGGUCCAUUUGACAUUUAGUAUUCGUCGAUUGUCCGUCUAAUUGUCAUGUAUGCGGUGCGUGCGUGACACGACACAGUGUAUUUCGAGACGUUUUUGGUGCUUACGUACGUGUGUGUGCCUUGAAUACCUAUUUUCGUUUAUGCGAGUCUGCUGAACAUGCUGGGCUGGUUAAGGAAAGAUGAUGGCAAGAAGAUCGAGACGUACGAGUCCGUUUUGGACGGGCUACGGGAGAAGUACAAGUCCAAACUGUUGCCCUUAGAAUUGGCGUACCAGUUUCACGAUUUCCACUCGCCACAACUGGACGACCCCGACUUUGACGCCAAACCGAUGAUACUGCUGGUCGGCCAGUAUUCCACGGGCAAAACUACAUUUAUAAAACAUCUCUUAGAAUCCGAUUUUCCCGGAAUUCGCAUUGGGCCCGAACCCACCACAGACCGUUUUAUAGCUGUUAUGUACGAUGAAAACGAAUCAAUUAUUCCUGGUAACGCGUUGGUAGUAGACCCAAAACGACAAUUCAGACCUCUGUCAAAGUUUGGCAACGCAUUCCUCAAUCGGUUUCAGUGUUCUUUAGUGAAUUCUCCUGUUCUAAAGGGUAUAUCAAUAGUUGAUACCCCUGGUAUUUUAUCAGGAGAAAAACAGAGAGUAGACAGGGGUUAUGACUUCACCGGUGUACUGGAGUGGUUUGCUGAGCAUGUGGAUAGAAUUAUUUUGCUUUUUGAUGCUCACAAGUUGGACAUAUCUGAUGAAUUCCGUAGAUCAAUAGAAGCACUACGAGGCCAUGACGAUAAAAUUAGAAUUAUUUUAAAUAAAGCUGAUAUGAUUGAUCACCAACAACUGAUGCGUGUUUAUGGUGCACUGAUGUGGUCUUUAGGAAAAGUUCUUCAAACUCCUGAAGUAGCCAGGGUUUACAUUGGAUCCUUUUGGGACAAACCGUUGCGAUAUGAUGGUAAUAGAAGAUUAUUUGAAGACGAAGAACAAGACUUAUUYAAGGACCUGCAGUCUUUGCCGGGAAACGCGGCGUUAAGGAAGCUAAAUGACUUGAUUAAACGCGCAAGAUUAGCCAAAGUUCACGCUUAUAUAAUCAGUGCGUUACAUAAAGAAAUGCCAGCUCUUUUUAGGAGAGAUGGCAAGAAAAAAGAAUUGAUCAAAAACCUUGGCACUAUUUACCAAAAUAUUCAGAAAGAACAACAGAUUUCGCCAGGAGAUUUCCCCGAUCUCAAAAAAAUGCAGGAUGUACUGGUGAACUUAGAUUUUAAUAAAUUCCAAAGUCUUAAACCGCAUCUGUUAGAAGAGGUUGAUAAGAUGCUUGCCAACGACAUCGCUAAGUUGAUGGCUAUGAUCCCUUUGCAAGACAUGAAUAACCGUAAGAUGAAUAAUGGAGACGUCGAACAGCAGCAACAACAGCAAGCGGUAGUCAAAGGUGGCGCGUUCAUGAGCGUCCAGGACACGGCCAGUCCGUUCGGGUACAAGAGGGGAGAAGGUAUCGACGCUGGCAAGGGCGAAACUGGUUGGGUGGUGGCCAAGGAACGGCAGAAAUACGAUGCGGUGUUCAACACGCUGGAGAAGUCUGACGGAAAACUGUCGGGAGCCGUGGCUAAAGCCGAAAUGGUCAAAUCGAAACUGCCCAACUCUGUGCUCGGCAAAAUAUGGAAGUUAUCGGACAUCGAUCAUGACGGUUUUCUGGACAUCGACGAGUUUGCGUUGGCAAUGCAUCUGAUACAAGUGAAGCUGGGUGGGCACGAUCUACCCGUCGAAAUACCCGAUCACUUAAUUCCGCCCUCAAAACGAGAUAUUUAGUGACAGACGAAAAAAAAACAGGAAUCCUGUGUACAUUAUAAUAUAUAGUAGACACAACCACCAACACACGAAAAAAAUCGUACUCGACUGUACAUAUAAUAUUAUUAUAUCAUAUAACAUAUGCAAUGCGAUUUUUGUUAUAUAUAUAAUAUGURCAUCAUAAUAUGAAUAUAUCGUGWACGUUAAUUUAUUUGUAUAUUUAUAUAGUAAAUCGAACGAAAUUUGUAGCACAGAGUAUCCCUGUUUGAGUAUGCCUCUAUGCCGACCUAUCAAAUUUUUGAGUACGCUCCGUCGCUUUCGGAAGUUAAAACAACUAAAAUUAGUAACUACACGCGUUAUGAUUAUUGAAUGGCAACCAAAGUUAUUCAUUAAAACACAUAAUAUUUUAGAUAAUGUUUUUUUUUAAUUUCAUAUAUAAUAUUAUAUAAUACCUAUCUGUGUGAU